Messenger RNA from Pangasianodon hypophthalmus (striped catfish), 5965 nucleotides. Its product is annotated as RNA-binding protein with multiple splicing-like. Gene Ontology annotation, molecular function: mRNA binding. NCBI's taxonomy places the organism in Eukaryota, Metazoa, Chordata, Actinopteri, Siluriformes, Pangasiidae. The transcript is spliced from 9 exons. The record is from RefSeq and is a predicted model, not a curated record. Bases 540 to 1112 code for a protein of 190 amino acids.
ACUCAGAGCUUCUGUUAACGCACAAAGAGUUAAUUUUCUCUCGAAUGAUUGGCUCUGGUUAGCUAGCUAGCUUCACACAACACGGAAAGAAAACAAUUUGUUCGAAUUUGUGCCAAAAUACGCCAUUUUUGACUGAGGAGAUCUUAGCAUGCUACAUGCUAUCGGAAAAAAAAAAAAGCCCGUUCACGCGCCCCUUCCCUUCUCUGAUGCGCGAGAGGGAAACUUUCCCACAAGCUGUGGACUUCUGAGAGGGAGAGACGCGCUCGCGCUGCGAAUCCGAUUCACACACACACACACACACACACACACGCAGAGACACGCGCGCGCGCAGAGCUCGCGCUCCAGCAGCAGCAGCAACAGCUACAGCGCAGUAACAGCCGUUAGUUGGUUUUAGUUAGUUUAAUCUGAAGAAUAAUGUCUUUUAAUCGACUGGUAUGCUAAAUUUGGAUACUUUUCUCAAACGGUUUCUCAAAGUAAACUAACGAGGAAGGAUUUAAAAAAAAAAAAAAAAAAAAAAAAACAUACCAUUUCUGUUAAAGAUGAACAGCCAAAUGGAAAACGAGACUAGUGAAUACAGCAACGGCCCCGAGGAAGAGGUGCGGACUCUGUUUGUCAGCGGUUUGCCAUUGGACAUCAAACCCCGUGAGCUUUACCUGCUGUUCAGGCCAUUUAAGGGAUAUGAAGGUUCGCUGAUCAAACUUACAUCAAAACAGCCGGUCGGCUUUGUGAGCUUCGACAGCAGAUCAGAGGCUGAAGCAGCCAAGAAUGCCCUGAAUGGAGUUCGUUUUGACCCGGAGAUUCCCCAGACUUUACGGCUGGAGUUCGCCAAAGCCAACACAAAGAUGGCCAAGAGCAAACUGGUAGGGACGCCCAACCCCCCUCCAUCUCAGCAGAGCCCUGGACCGCCUUUCAUCAGCCGGGAAGCUUAUGAGCUCACAGUUCCUGGUCUGUAUCCUAGCAACCCUGACGUGUGGGCAUCGUACCCGCUGUACCCUGCUGACCUAUCACACACCCUCGCACCCGCUUUCACCUACCCCUCCUCCCUACACGCUCAGAUCCGUUGGCUCCCUCCAGCUGACGCUCAGGGCUGGAAGUCCAGGCAGUUCUGCUGAAAUACGUGUUCCUUAUGUGUGAUGGUGGCCAUGGAUGGCCUUGAGCUGCUACCCCCUCCAACUCUGUUUCUGUCUCCGACUUUUAAUGGAUCUUUCUUUAUUUCUUCCUUCCUCUCUCUCUGUCUCUCUCUCUCUCUUUUCACAAAGUCCAAACCAGGGACCUCCAGACUCGCCUUCCUCAGUCAUGGACCACAGUAGGACCAGAAUGGAGAUAAGAAUGUGAUGGACAAUAUGUGAUGAAGAAUAUGAUGUACAAGGAAAUAAAGGGAGAGAGCAAGACAAAAAAGACAAAGGAAGGAAGAAAGAAUAGAAAUGGAGAAAGAGAGGGAAAGACAACAUGAGAGAGGGAGAAAAAGGGAGCACAAACGCAGGAUAGCAGGAAUAAGAAAGCAACAAAUGAGAAAAGAAGAGGAGGAAAGGAGCAAGUGUGAAUGUAUAGUAUGAAAUGACUUGUGGGCUCUCUCUCUCUCUUUCUCUCUCUCUCUCGUUCCACCAGGUCACCAACUCUUCCCCCCGGGUUUAUAGAGCAAAUCAAGACCAGCUCUGCCUCCAUCACACAUCCCCCUCCCCUUUCUCUACUGUUACACCACUGACACUUUUAUGGAAGGAGUGCACAUGGGCCUGUAUCGCUCUCUCUCUCUCUCUCUCUCUCUCUCUCUCUCUCUCUCUCUCUCUCUCUCUCUCUGCACACUAUUCACUAAGACCAGGCACGUUCCCAUAAUCAAUCAUACUAUAUACUAUAAGUUAUAGUAUACUAUAACAUACUAUAUACUAUAAGUUAUUGUAUACUAUACAAUCUUUCUUUCCUUCUCUCCUUCUACUAUAUUCACUACUAUACUACUAUACUAUAUAACUAUAUUCACUCCAUCCCACUCCAUGUCUCCUCUCUCUCUCUCUCUCUCUCUCUUUGUCUUUCUUGAUAUUCAAUCAUAUUUCACAGUAUAUCAAUGCACAGUAUUUUCACUAUGGCUGUGUUCCAGUUUUACAGAUGAGGCUUCCUAUAUAGGCAGCAUUUGUGCAUCUAUUCAGUCUACAUUCUGUGCCAUUCUGCCUUCAGCUGUUGUCUGUUUUAAAGAAAGAUUGCAUGCGUGAGUCAAUGAAGGGAAUCCAAAAAUUCUGUUCACUGCGUGAGAGUACAGUAUUGUGAUAAUAUUGUAUACUUAACUCCGAUUACUGUGAUUUGAAAAUGUAACACACUCCUACAUUGCCAGUCGAAGGUUUUUGGAACAGUUUAAUCACUAUUAUUGCAGCAACUCAAACAAAAAGCAGUUAAAUACAGAAAGCUAAAUCUGUGUGGAAAUUAUUAACUGCUUGCCCUAACAUCCUAAUGCGACUCUGAAUGAGUGUUUAGUAAAGACAGGCUCACCUGGAGGGUAAAACCAUAAAGUCUAUAGAUAAAAGACAGAAAUAUGUGGUAUGCAUAAAGUUCCUAUAUACAGUCAUAAAGAUUUAGGGGUUUUCUGAGCAGAUUAGAUCUAGAUUGUUCCAACAUUUAACACUAAAUAUUCAACAAUAAACAUUUCUCAAAUCAUUACACAUUUAAUAAUAAACAUUUCUCAAGUCAUUAAACAUUAAAUAAUAAACAUUUCUCAAGUCACUAAACAUUAAAUAGUAAACAUUUCUCAAGUCACUAAACAUUUAAUAAUAAACAUUUCUCAAAUCAUUACACAUUUAAUAAUAAACAUUUCUUGAGUCACUAAACAUUUAAUAAUAAACAUUCCUCGAGUCACUAAACAUUUAAUAAUAAACAUUCCUCGAGCCACUAAACAUUAAAUAAUAAACAUUUCUCAAGUCACUAAACAUUAAAUAAUAAACAUUUCUCGAGUCACUAAACAUUUAAUAAUAAACAUUUCUCAAGUCACUAAACAUUUAAUAAUAAACAUUUCUCAAGUCACUAAACAUUAAAUAAUAAACAUUUCUCGAGUCACUAAACAUUUAAUAAUAAACAUUUCUCAAGUCACUAAACAUUUAAUAAUAAACAUUCCUCGAGCCACUAAACAUUUAAUAAUAAACAUUUCUCGAGUCACUAAACAUUUAAUAAUAAACAUUUCUCGAGUCACUAAACAUUAAACAAUAAGCAUUUCUCGAUUCACUAAACAUUUAGUAUUAAACACUUAUACCCUGGUUUGAAAAAUGCCAAGGUUUAGGCUUUUGGCUGGCAGCGUAACAUAAAGCUCCAUGCUAGGGCUGAUCAGAUCUCAGUCAGGUUGUGUGUGUUCAGGAUGCAGGCAAUAUAUGUCACUCCUUCCAUUUAAAUGCUGUGGUUGUGUAUUAAUCAAUAUUAUCUGUAUAACCUAUAUUAUCAUUGUUGUUGCUAUUUACACUGAUUAUAAUUAGCAAACUGCGAUCAAGUUGAAGCAUGACGUUAUCAGAAUGAUGAUGCUGUACAUUUUUAGGCCUUUUGAAGACAAAUACAGAAGUAUUUUUAUAAUCAGGUGAAUGUUUUCAGUGUGUGUUAUGUGUAUGGGUGUGUGAGGAUUUCAAAAUGUUUUUACUUUCCUGCUUCAUUCCAGCUGCCAAAGACAAUCAGAAUGAAGAUUUCUCUGAUGACUUUCUGUUUAAUAAUAGUACAUAUCAUAUAUUUCAAAACCAAAGACUUACAGUACGUGUACAUGUGCAGAUCAUCAGUUACACCACAGUAUAUACAAUAUUCAUUAUACCAUCACCGGGAAACACAUCUGUGAAAAGAUUAUUAUUAUUAUUUUUUUAGGGAAGUGUUUUCCUGUCAAUAUCCAUAGACCCAGGUGGUGAUAAUUGAAAUUUUACUUUUUUGAGGUGAAAUGAUCCAAAUAAAAACACUUCCUUGUGACACAGUAUUGAAAAUUGCUCAACUCAAUUACCAGAUAAUCCACACACCAAUACGACAGCGAGUCAACCAGAAUUAGCAUGUACAACAUCUACAUUAAAAGAUAUAUCUUAAUGCUAAAUAUAGAGGCAGACGUACACUGUGCAGAUGAUGUAUGAUCCUCAGGUCAAGUCUUUACAUCUAUAGUGACAUGCCUUCCUUUUUUUCUUCUUGUUUUAUUAUAGUGAAAUUAGGAUUAUUGUAGUGAUCUUUCGGACAAAAGCUAUUUAUUAAAGGGAUUUAAAAGGUUUCAGCAUUAACCACUGCUGUGUAAAGUAAUCAUCAGGUGACGAUUUUGAGAUUCUACCCAGAGCUCGUUACCUUCUCUGACUAGAAUAUUAUUAGUUUUAAUCUAUAAUAGUGUGGACAGUGCCAAAAUUCUAAUGAUCACAACUUCAACAAAGUUAUAAAUGAUUUUUACAAGUCAGAAACUUUAAUUACUGUAAUUAUAUGACAUGAAUAUAUUGCAAGAAAGGCUUCAGCUCAGGAACGCACACACAUGCUGAAGUACAGGCAACACUAUCAGGACAAAAACUACACACAAUUAUGGGUUAAUUGCCAUUUUAGGGCCAUGACAAACAUAAAAUAAAGAAAGUGAUGUGUGGCGGUCUGGGAAAACCCUUCAGAGACCUUUUCUACUAUAAAUAGUGCUGAAAAGUACAGGUGAGAAAGAAAUAUGUUUCUCUUUUGUAUGUAUCUGAACCAAAAGUAAAAUUCCUGCAUUUUAAAAUAUUAAAUCUCGAUUCCAUUGAAAGAUGCCCCGCUCACCUCUACGUUUAUAACCAAAGCUACUUACGGAAAAACAACAUAUUGACAAAUUAUAAACAGUUAUAAUUUUACAGUGGGGAAAGAAAAGUUCUGACCUUGAUAAUUAACAUCUUGUGAUUAAAUUUCUUGUUAUUUUUUCUUUUCAAUUGGUCAUUUAAACAUUUUUUAAGUGCCCUUCGAUGAUGACAUAUUCAUUCAUUGAUCUUUGGUAAGCGCUUUAUCCUAUUCUCAGGCUCGCUGUGGAUCCUGGAUACACUAGUCUGGGAUGGUAGGCCAUCGCAGUGCAUCUUUCACACACACAUUCACACAUUCACCCAGGGGCAAUUUGAUGAUGUUUUGGGGAAAAAAUCUUAAGUUUUUCUUAGAGAAGUCAAAGCGCAUUACUGGUGGAAAAACCUCAAUUUUCUUUAAAAAAUGUAGUUUAUGGCUUGUUUUCAGAAUUCAGCCACAGCGACAUCUGAUGGGUUUUCCCAGGCUGCCACACAUAAAUGUUGAUUUUUUUUCCUUUGUGCCUGUGUCUUUUACACCAGAGCAACUUAGUGUCAGAUCCUGCCUUCAAGUCCUGUCAGAAAUAUCGUAAUUACGAGGUGAGCACACUUGAACGCCAGCACAGUGUCGUAAUCACAAUUCAGGAAUUUUUCUAUGAGCCCUGACUUUCUGAGUUGGGGGUGUGACAAUUACCAAAAAAGUAAUGGCGCUCUCCAAUAUGAAUGUGACACCUACAGCAGACGGUUCUUUUGACUUCUUGUCAUUGAUGAUACAAACAAACAAAAAAAAAUCGCAGCGCCAAAGUUUCUGUCUGCCUAAACCACUUAACACACACCCACGAACUUCCGAAGAGAAUUUGAAGACAGCAUUAGACCUAACUUAUUUUUUCUGGUGUUUUUAGACUAAAUGUAGUUCCAUAUUUAUGUUUGGCUGUUCUGAUUCUGCUUUACUUCAGUAGCCAGUUCGAUUUAAAUUCGAUCAUAGCGUCAGUUUCCUUUACACUGCUACGUUUCAGACCUACUAAGAAGGUGCUCAGAAGGUGUGAGCUGGACAUACGAAGCUGUGGAUCCUGUGUGUGUGUGUGUGUGUGUGUGUGCAUGGUUGUGGCAUGUUUCUUUUUGAUUUCUGUUUUCUCCAUUGUCUGUAUGAUAUUAAGUUGGAAUGUUACCUGAUCUCGUGAGUGUGUUUUGCCAGCAGAUACUGUAUAAAACAUCUUUGUGUAAAAUCAAUAAAGAUUUUUAUACGUAUGUAA